This is a messenger RNA of Bufo gargarizans (Asiatic toad), 6628 nucleotides long. RefSeq names its product NACHT, LRR and PYD domains-containing protein 12-like. Lineage: Eukaryota; Metazoa; Chordata; Amphibia; Anura; Bufonidae. The transcript is spliced from 12 exons. Gene Ontology annotation, cellular component: cytoplasm. Gene Ontology annotation, molecular function: protein binding. Bases 452 to 3166 code for a protein of 904 amino acids. The record is from RefSeq and is a predicted model, not a curated record.
AACUUGGGGCGGUUUCUCCUCCCUCCUCUGCACUCGGCCUUUCCUCUUCUCCGGAGAUCUGGUUCUUCUACAAGCUGCGUACGGCUUUCAGGUAUGUCUUGUCUGAAGCUUACUGCUCCACCCAGCUUUUCCACAGUCUGAUCUUGUCCAUCCCUCUUAUCUCUCCUUCUAAAUCCUGUUUUCUGUAACGCCAUCCGUGACACAUAAACUACGGUCCUUGGUCGCUGAGAAGCUCCGCUGGGAACCCCACUCUUGUGAAGAUCCCAAGCAGGGCAUCGGCAACUUUGUCCGACCUAAUGGAAGACAAUGCCACUGCUUUGGGAUAGCGAGUGGCGUAAUCCACCACGGUCAAGAUGAAUCGUUUGCCUGAACUGCCGGGGAUGGCCAAUGGACCAAUAAUGUCCACCGACACUCUCCAGAAAGGAGAUUUUGAUAUCGUCCGAGGUCCAGGAUGAGCAUUAUAACCCCCAGCGAUGAUGAUGAGACCCAGCAGCUCCGUCAGCGUGAAGAUCACUUCCUGAGGAUGACGUAUGAAUAUUUCCAGGAUGAUCUGCUCCACAUUGUGGAGAACAUGAGUCUUCUACCACUUCUGAGUGAGCUACAGUCCCGAAAUCUCCCGGAUACUGAGAAAUACCAGAGUCUAGAACAUGAUAGAAGAAGAUUGGCGCGGACUUUACUACAGGAUAUAUGUAACCUAGGAAGAGAAGCUGUGGUAGGACUAUGGGUCAGUCUGUAUGUAUUACGGAGACAUCAUGGUUCCCCCGGCCUGGACGCUGUACUGGAGGAACUCCGUCAUAGAGGUGACAUUCUGGUGGAGCAAAUCCUGCUGGAUGAACAUGGACACCAACUGUCCCCACAACUCAAAGAUUUCCAGAUCCGUCACAAGAAACAUUUACAUGAAAGAACUGAGAAACUUCUAGAGAACAAACCUCCAAGAUGUGACCAGCGAGAGGAGAGUUUUCCAUUCUGUACACGUUAUGUCAACCUCAUCAUUGUCUCCACUGAUCACUUCAGAGAACGCUCAGAGAAUGAGCUCAUAAAGACCGGGGUAAAACAUGAUGAAUACUUAAAGAGAAAACAAUAUGAACUACAACACAUUUCCCCCAACAAACUGUUCCGCUGGUGCCACCUAUCUGAACAAGUGCCACGUAUGGUAAUGGUGAGCGGAGUGCCUGGUGUAGGGAAGACCACACUGAUGCAGAAGGUUGUCUAUGACUGGGUGAAGGGGGAUCUCUGUCAAAGAUUCUCCUUUGUCUUUUUCUUCAAAUUCCGAGAACUCAACAGACUGGAUAAAGUUAGUCUGGACACUCUAAUCCUUCAUCAGUACCCAUACCUGGAGGAGCAGCUUAGUAACAUCUUACAGGAACCAGAAAAACUUCUCUUUAUAUUUGAUGGUUUAGAUGAAAGUCUUCAUAACAUGGAUUUCUCAUCACGUCACUUUUGCUCUAAUCCUUAUCAGCCUGAACCUUGUGGUCAGAUUGUGGUUAGUUUGGUGAGAAAGUCUCUUCUUGAUGGUUGUUCUGUCCUAAUGACCAGUCGGCCAACCAGACUGGCAUCAAUUGAUUGUAGAGUUUUCAAGAGAAUAGUAGAAAUCACUGGGUUUUUACCGGAAGAACGACAGAUGUACUUUCAAAACUUCUUCUCCAACCCUGAGCUGGCGGAAAAGGCUUUUAAUUAUGUGAAGCAGAAUGACACCCUGUACACGUUCUGUUACCUCCCGUCCUACUGCUGGAUCAUCUGUACUGUAUUAUCCAAGAGCUUCCAGCCAACAAGUAGUGAUCAGUCGGUGUCAUUAUUACCCAAAACCGUCACCCAGCUGUUUGCGAUAUUUGUCGCCAACAUCCUGUUCAAUCACAGCCUGGACAAAAGUGACGCUCAGAAGAUCCUGCAGUCCAUCGGAUGGAUGGCAGAACAUGGAGUCAUGAAUCAUAGGCUUAUCUUUGAUGAACGAGAUCUGGACUGUUUCCAUGUGGACAAUACGUCAAAGCUAUUAUCAAGUUUUCUGAUGGAAUCGGAGGAACCUGUGUCCUAUUCCUUCUUACAUCUCACAGUUCAGGAAUUCUUCUCUGCCUUGGUGCAUUAUGUGGAUUAUUCUCCCGAGAAGUUACAGAAAUCACUAAAAGAUGCCAAAUCCUAUCCUGAUGGACGAGGUGAGAUGUUCCUCCGUUUCCUGUGUGGUCUAUCAGAUGGCUCCACCAGGUCAAUGCUAACUGGAUACCUGGACAGACAAGCAAAUAUGACAUCUAUAGAUGUCAUCACUUGGCUAAAGAACUUCAUUCUAGAAGAAAAGAGCGUGCAGGAAAAUGAAACCAGCAAGCGUCGUCUUCUAAGUAAAUUUUUCUAUCUGUAUGAAUCCCGGAAUAAGUCUCUGGUGCUGGAAUCACUACAAUCACACAGAAGUCUGGACUUUUCCUAUGUUCGUAUGUCGGCUGUAGACUGCACAGUGUUAGCGUUUAUUCUGGACACCUGCACAAAUAUAGAAGAACUCAAUCUACGUGGAUGUUUCUUAGACAUUGAAGGAUUAGAAAGACUUGCUCCAGGAUUACAGAACCUGCAGAAUCUGAGAUUGGCUGUUAAUGGUCUACGAGACACUUCCUGCAUCCAGUUGGCAUCUGUAAUAAGGAAUAACCAGUCCCUGAAGAUACUGGACCUGUCUAGUAACCGUCUGUCUGGUCCUCACUUCAGUGACUUGAUGGCGGCUCUGUCCAGUCCGGCCUGCAGGAUAGAGGCAUUACUAUUGCGUGGUAAUGAUCUACCAGACACUUCCUGCAUCCAGUUGGCAUCUGUAAUAAGGAAUAACCAGUCCCUGAAGACACUGGACCUGUCUCAUAACCGUCUGUCUGGUCCUCACUUCGGUGACUUGAUGGAGGCUCUGUCCAGUCCGGCCGGCAGGAUAGAGACAUUACAAUUGGGUGAUAAUCGUCUACCAGACACUUCCUGCAUCCAGUUGGCAUCUGUAAUAAGGAAUAACCCGUCCCUGAAGACACUGGACCUGUCUAAUAACCGUCUGUCUGGUCCUCACUUCAGUGACUUGAUGGCGGCUCUGUCCAGUCUGGCCUGCAGGAUAGAGACAUUACGUCUGUAUGGCAAUGGAUUAUCUGAAGAGGAGAGGGAAGCCAUAAGAAAACUGGAAAAGCAGAAACCAAAUAUGAAGAUCAUUUACUGAACUGAGAAGAAGCCGGAUUCCUCUCUGUGAUGAGCAGAUAACAGAACUUUGGUGGAGAAGACUUCUUCAGAGGUCUGGUACUAGGAGCGUCUCCUGGUGCUUUAUGGGUAAUAUCACUGAUAUACAGAAGAUAAGGAAAUGUUAUAAUAUACAUGAUACCAGAAAUGUUCUUCCCUAACUAAUUAUAUGUCCAGUAACUAAAUCCCUUCAUAAUGAGUCCAAAUCCAGGCCUGUGGGAUGUAGCAGCGUCUCCUGAAGGUCAUGUACGUUGUCAGCAAUAUACCGGUUGUCACACCGGAGGAGGCCGCACAUUGCACACAGUGUAAAUAACAAAUCACACAAACUGUUAUUUCAGUUUCUAUGUUAACCUUUACUUGAUGCGACUCACGGACAAACCAGUGUUCACAUGAUCUGUCUCCCGAUCACCAGGACCAAUAGAGGUGACAUGGCGGUGUGCGGUAUUUUACUGUACAUACACAGAUUCAGUGCUGUGUAAAAUGACAAAAAGGAGACAAAGGGUAUAAAAUGGUCCUAAAUGGACUCCUCGAGAGGACACCCAGCUGGCAGCCUACACAUCAACUACAGUAUGGAACCUCUCUAGAUCCACCACCUCCAUCUGUGUAAUAAGCUCCAUCUGUUUUAUCCUGUAAAAUCCAUACACAGAUCAGACCUACAGCUGUGAGCCACCUUGGAGGUCAUCUUGGUAAUGUUCUUGUAACCAGCUCCAAGACAGAACUGAGUGAUGGCCACCCUAAAUGUAAUGUCUUGGAAUGUGGGGGGACUAGAAACAGCAGGGAGACUUAAGAAACCAUGGGUGCAAUGGUCGGAACAUGCAUUCGGGAGCUCUUAUUCUAGAGGAGUAUCCCUGCUGAUACACCGCACUAUUCGUUGGGAGGAGCGGCAGACAGUAGUCGACCCUGAAGGGAAAUACAUCUUUGUCUAUACAUUAACUGCACCCCAUAUAUAGUGUUGAAUAUGUAUAUACUGCCUCCAGGGGCGGAUUAAGUGCAUCAUAGGCCCGAGGCUGUUUCCCAAACUUGGGCCCCUUUCCUCUAUUUAUCAAUGGCCCUGCCCAGGCCAGUGAUACUAGUCGUGACGUCACUGGGCCUGCGGUAAAAUGCGAGAAGGCCGCCGCACCGCUGCCUUCUCAAACAGCUGAUUGUCAGGGGUCCGGGUGUGUCAGACCACCGCCAAUCAGAUGCUGAUGAUCUAACCAGAGGAAAAAUUACCCAAGGUCCAUUGAAAAGGGUUUUGGUGGAAACCCUUCUGUCCUGUGUGGGGGCCUGGUUUGACCCUUGCUUUGGGGCCCUUACUUCUCUAUGUACACCCCUGCUCAAGUCCCACGGAGAACAAUAGAUUGGAGUGGCUGCAGAUAGGGAGGCAAUAUCUAAUACAUUUUAGGGAGAAAAGUGAUCGUAAGCUCUUUUUCCUCAAACAGGAAUCGUUUGAGUUGGGCAGCCAGUCUGGUAAAAUGUUGCCACACGUAGUACACAAUAACACAGCAGCUCCAUCAGUGCUACAUAUACAUCAUGCAGAGGGUGAGAUGGUGGAAGAUACAGACGGUAUACUGGCUAGAUUCCAGGAAUUUUAUCAAGAGUUGUAUCGCUCAGUGAUACAGUACACCCUCUCUGAUUUGACUAGCUAUCUGCAAGAUGCUAAGUACCUAAAAUUGCAGGAACAAGAUAGAGCGGAAGUAGAAGAUGCUAUAAGGAGAUUCGCCUCGGGAAAGUCACCUGGCCCUGAUGGCCUUCCACUAGAGGUGUACUCCAAGUACAUUGAUAUCCUUGGACCACAAUUGCACAAAAUGUAUGAGGCAGCACAACGGGAGGGAUGCCUUCCAGAGACGCUAUAUGAUGCCUCAAUAGUAGUGCUGCUGAAACCGGAUAAAAACCCACUGGAAUGCGGCUCUUAUAGGCCCAUUUCAAUAUUGUUAUCCUAUAUAAUAAAAUCUCUGUGUGCGUGUCCGUGCGUGUGUGCCAAUUUGUCUAGUGCACAUGCGCGGCGCGCUGGCCAAUCAGCACGCACGCACGGACACCGCCUACAGCGCCCAUACAUGGGCAUCCGGUGGCAGUCUCUGUGAGUGGAGGUGAGAGGCCACAUCCAUCCCUAUGUGCCGUCCUCUGUCAUCCCGAGCUGCAGGCAGCUGACGCGGGGAAACUUCCCUUCCCCCUCCCUCCCCUUAUUACUCUGACUACAUCUGUACACUCAUUAGAGAGAGCUAGGGAGGGGGCUACAGGGAAUAUAUUAUAGAGAUGGAGGGGGAUACAGGAGGAAAUACAUUGUAGUGUAUACAUAUUACACUCCAACCCCCAUCAUUACACUACAGCCCUCAUUGGAGUGUAAUAUGUGUGUAAUGAUGGGGGUUGGAGUGUAUAAUGAUGGGGGUAUAAUGAUGCUGAUGGGUCCCUGCGUCGCACAUGCCCACUAUAACAAAUGGCACACAGGCACUCACACAGGGAUUUUAUGUGAUAGGGCUGGAGUGUAAUCUUACAUAAUAAAAUCCCUGUGUGAGUGCCCAGUGUCCGUGUGUGUGCCGUUUGUUAUACUGGGCAUGCAUGGCGCGGGGACCUAUCAGCACACAGCGCUCCACACGCCGCUCACACCUGUGCGCCGGCCCGCUGCUGUGCCCAGCUCCGCCGUGACUCCUCCUCCCCCUCCAGCUUCCUCUGCGGCCGCCUCACACCCCAGGAUCCCCAUCAUUACACACAUACUAUAUUCCAACCCCCAUCAUUAUACGCAUAUUACCCUCCAACCCCCAUCAUUAUACGCAUAUUACCCUCCAACCCCCAUCAUUACACACAUAUUACACUCCAAUCCCCAUAAUUACACUCCAAUGAGGGCUGUAGUGUAAUGAUGGGGGUUGGAGUGUAAUACAUGUGUAAUGCUCUCUGCCUGUGAUAGCUUCCCUCACUUGCUACUGUGCGGCCAUUUCCUGAGUUUGGUGGACGGGGUUAGGGCGAAAUAGGAGUGAGGAGGAUGCGGUAGCUGCGGGGACUAACAUGUGCCCCCUGUGCUGACAGAUACCCAGGGUCCAGAAUAGGAGGUUCCCAUCCCUAGUGCUCCCAGCUUUGUCCUCCCAGGCUCUUUGGGAGUUCUAUGAACACCAGGAUGCGAUGCUGUAGCAGGUACGGGGCCACUCUCUGCCCGGUGCGCAGGUGUGGGCAGUGCAUAAGGGUGUCUGGUGAAGGAUACGUUGUGGCAGGCGGCGGUUGCAGGGCCCGGGUGUCAGUCAGCUGCAGAGGAAGCCGGAGGGGGAGGAGGAGGCACCGUGGAGCUGGGUCGAUGCGCAGGGCUGGGCGGUGCGCGUGGAGCGCAGUGUGUUGAUUGGCCGCCGAGCAUGCACACUUAAAGGGGUUGUCCGGGACCAAAUGUUUUUAAAAAAAACACGUUUACUCACAAUGUACAGCUAAGUAAAGACCUCCAUACAUUUUCAGCUACUUUUGCCACUUCUAUGUGGCUCCA